GGAUUAACCUGUCUGGUAAUUGAAUUUACAAAGACUGAAAGUCCAGGUGCUUUCGGGUGAGUGGAGGACAGUACAGGAAUGGGACUGUGACUACGUGGAGAAUGUGCUCUGGGGCUACAGCUCACCCACACUCUGCUCCACUCACCCUUUUGCAGGGGACCAUGGAGAACUUGUGCUGAGACUGAGUUCUGGGCAGAAGCAGCAGUGGGCUGGCGAAGAUGGAGAAUGGCACAGGGGACGAGCAGAACCAAACUGGGCUACCGCUAUCAAGCCAGGAGAUCGUUACAGCUGAAUACCAAGUGGUUACCAUCCUCUUGGUCCUCCUCAUCUGCGGACUAGGCAUCGUGGGCAACAUCAUGGUGGUUUUGGUGGUGCUCAGAACCAAACACAUGAGAACUCCCACUAACUGCUAUCUGGUGAGUCUGGCUGUGGCAGAUCUCAUGGUGCUUGUGGCUGCAGGACUACCCAAUAUCACAGAAAGCCUGUAUAGAUCCUGGGUGUAUGGCUACGCAGGGUGUCUCUGCAUCACUUAUCUCCAGUACUUAGGGAUCAAUGCUUCUUCUUUUUCCAUCACUGCCUUCACCGUUGAGAGAUACAUAGCCAUCUGCCACCCAAUCAAAGCUCAAUUCCUAUGCACUUUUUCAAGAGCCAAAAAAAUCAUUAUUUUUGUCUGGGCUUUCACCUCCAUGUACUGUAUGCUCUGGUUUUUCUUGCUAGACCUUAAUACAGUAGUCUACAAAGACACUACUGUUGUGUCCUGUGGCUACAAGGUUUCCAGGAGCUAUUACUCACCUAUCUACAUGAUGGACUUUGGCAUAUUUUAUGUUGUGCCCAUGGUGUUGGCGACUGUCCUCUACGGCCUGAUUGCCAGAAUACUGUUCCUGAACCCCAUCUCUUCGGACCCCAAAGAAAACUCUAAGACAUGGAGGAAUGAUGUGGCUCACCAAAGCAAGCCUGUGAGUUCCAAGAUGACUAACAGGAGUUUCAAUAGCACUAUUGCUUCUCGAAGGCAGGUUACCAAGAUGUUGGCCGUGGUGGUAGUCCUAUUUGCAUUUCUAUGGAUGCCCUACCGCACGCUGGUGGUGGUGAAUUCCUUUCUCUCCAGCCCCUUCCAAGAAAACUGGUUCCUGCUAUUUUGCAGAAUCUGUAUUUAUUUAAAUAGUGCCAUCAAUCCUGUAAUUUACAACCUCAUGUCCCAGAAAUUCAGAGCAGCCUUCAAGAAACUCUGCAACUGCCAGCAGAAACACGACAAGAAACCAGCCAACUACAGCAUGGCCCUAAAUUAUAACGUCAUCAAAGAGUCUGAUCACUUCAGCACUGAACUAGAAGAUAUUACCGUCACCAAUACCUAUCUGUCCUCUGCAAAAUUGUCCCUUGGUGACAGGUGUUUGUCAUCUGAGGCCUGAAGCCCACCUUGUUCUGAGUAUGCGGUCGUAUAAAAACUUUGGAUGCUCUGUUCCCACCAACCUGUAUGAAAUGUAAAGGCAUUUCUGCUCACUGCAUUGCAGGAGUUACCAUACAU
Messenger RNA from Grus americana (Whooping crane), 1522 nucleotides. RefSeq names its product thyrotropin releasing hormone receptor (gene TRHR). The record is from RefSeq and is a predicted model, not a curated record. The coding region runs from base 219 to 1406 and encodes 395 amino acids. Gene Ontology annotation, molecular function: thyrotropin-releasing hormone receptor activity. Gene Ontology annotation, biological process: phospholipase C-activating G protein-coupled receptor signaling pathway. NCBI's taxonomy places the organism in Eukaryota, Metazoa, Chordata, Aves, Gruiformes, Gruidae. Gene Ontology annotation, cellular component: membrane. The transcript is spliced from 3 exons.